This is a messenger RNA of Gongylonema pulchrum, 372 nucleotides long. NCBI's taxonomy places the organism in Eukaryota, Metazoa, Nematoda, Chromadorea, Rhabditida, Gongylonematidae. The record is from the annotation of a GenBank genome assembly.
AUGUAUGCUUGGGGGCACGAUCAUCUGAAAGCACUUUCAAAGUCGCAUCACGACUGGCUUGGUCUCGGUCUGACAAUCGUCGAUUCACUGUCAACUGCGAUCAUUAUGGGCCUUGAUGACGAGUUUGAGGAGGGCCGUAAUUGGGUGGCCAAUUCACUGUCGUUCCAACAGAAUCGUUUUGUGAGUUUCUUCGAAACGACGAUACGCGUGCUUGGCGGUUUACUGAGUGCGUUUCAUUUGAGUGGUGAUCCGAUGUUUGUUGAACGUGCGCGAGAUCUGGGCAAUCGUCUUUCGGUGGCUUACGAUUCAUCAUCGCCAAUUCCAUACAGUGACGUGAAUCUGCUAAAUCGGUUUGUUUUAUUGUACUUUUAA